UAUAAAUAGGCAUCGCCUUGAAGAUCCGCCUGUGAAGAGACGGUGCUCAGAAUUCAUUCGGGGGAUUUGGAUCUCCAUCUCUUCUCGCCGUCGACGGGAAGAGAUCGGAUUCCGGCGAAGCUAGUAGCAGUAACCUUUGCAGUUAGUGAAUCACCAUGAAGGCACUAAUUCUUGUUGGAGGGUUUGGUACCCGGCUGAGGCCAUUGACACUCAGUGUCCCGAAGCCGCUUGUUGAUUUUGCUAACAAGCCCAUGAUCCUGCAUCAGAUCGAAGCUUUGAAAGAUGUUGGAGUGACCGAAGUUGUUUUGGCUAUUAACUAUCAACCAGAGGUGAUGCUUAAUUUUUUGAAGGACUUUGAGGCCAAGCUUGGUAUCAAAAUCACUUGUUCUCAAGAAACUGAACCACUAGGUACAGCUGGACCAUUGGCACUUGCCAGAGACAAGCUGAUUGAUGGUUCGGGUGAGGCCUUCUUCGUCCUCAACAGCGACGUCAUUAAUGAAUACCCUUUUGCAGAACUUAUCAAAUUCCAUAAAUCCCAUGGAGGGGAGGCCACAAUUAUGGUGACAAAGGUGGAUGAGCCAUCCAAAUAUGGUGUGGUAGUUAUGGAGGAAGAAACUGGGAAGGUGGAUAGGUUUGUUGAGAAGCCAAAAAUUUUUGUUGGUAACAAGAUCAAUGCUGGGAUUUACCUACUGAAUCCUUCUGUUCUCGACCGCAUUGAAUUGAGACCUACCUCAAUUGAGAAAGAGGUCUUCCCCCAAAUUGCUGCAGAUCAGAAGUUAUUUGCAAUGGUCCUUCCAGGUUUUUGGAUGGAUGUUGGCCAACCAAGGGAUUACAUCACAGGCCUAAGGCUUUACCUGAGUUCUUUGAGAAAGAGAACUCCUUCCAAAUUAGCUGGUGGUUCUCAUAUUGUUGGAAAUGUCCUGGUGCAUGAGAGUGCUGUGAUUGGAGAGGGAUGCCUGAUUGGACCUGAUGUUGCUAUUGGACCUGGUUGUGUGGUUGAGUCUGGAGUAAGGCUUUCAAGGUGUACAGUAAUGAGAGGAGCCCGUGUAAAGAAACACUCCUGCAUCUCCAGUAGCAUCAUCGGUUGGCAUUCUACGGUAGGCCAAUGGGCACGUAUCGAGAACAUGACCAUUCUUGGCGAGGAUGUCCACGUAUGCGAUGAGAUAUACAGUAAUGGUGGUGUGGUUCUUCCUCACAAGGAGAUCAAAUCUAGCAUCCUUAAACCAGAGAUUGUCAUGUGACCAUUGCGAACAAUGUGCUAUGUUUAGGUGUGUACGUGUUUAUUGUUUCUUCAUGUCCAGAUAAUGAAGGUGAGCUUAAGUCAAGCCUCAUUUAUGUUAAUGUAUAGGUGGCUAGUCUGCCUUUUAACAUGUGAAAAGCUCAUCCGUUCUCAGAUGAGUGAGUACGUCUUUGUUUCAUGUAUUCUAUCAGUUACAGUAUAAGCGUAAAAAUAAUGAGAAGAUUUCAGCCAAGUUUUGGGGUUA
This is a messenger RNA of Dioscorea cayenensis subsp. rotundata (Guinea yam), 1484 nucleotides long. Its product is annotated as probable mannose-1-phosphate guanylyltransferase 1. NCBI's taxonomy places the organism in Eukaryota, Viridiplantae, Streptophyta, Magnoliopsida, Dioscoreales, Dioscoreaceae. Gene Ontology annotation, molecular function: mannose-1-phosphate guanylyltransferase (GTP) activity; GTP binding. Gene Ontology annotation, cellular component: cytoplasm. Bases 156 to 1241 code for a protein of 361 amino acids. The record is from RefSeq and is a predicted model, not a curated record. Gene Ontology annotation, biological process: GDP-mannose biosynthetic process; cell wall mannoprotein biosynthetic process. The transcript has 5 exons.